UACUUUGAAAAGCACUGAACGGAUGUUGAUUCGGAAAUGCUGGUUGAACGUGUUGUCUUAAUUUCAGCUGCACGCAGUCUAAAUAUCUGCCUUAACUCAAUGUGUCAUAAAUUCAUCGAAACGUAGGACAAAUUCUUAAAGAAAGUUGUUAAUGUUUUCUUCUGAAGUACUCACUCUACACGCUUACAUCAUGUGCUGCAAUAAAACAGGAUGCAGCGACUACCGCUAGCAAGCUACUCCUGGAAAGUAGCCUCUUAGCUGACAGCUUUCGAGGUGGACUAUGAUGUGUCCUAUUUCUCUGUUAUGCUUUUACUUGUUUUGAAUAACAUUUACACAAUGGAAACCGAAGGAAUAGUAAUCCGCAUAAAAACACCCAGUGGAGACAUGGACUCCUCCGUCGACUGUCCAUCCCUUCUAAACUUCAAUGACUUGCUGGUCGCCAUCAGAGAUGUGAUGCCAGAAGCCACAGUCACUGCAUUUGAAUAUGAAGAUGAGGUUGGGGAUAGAAUUACUGUAAGAAGUGACGAAGAACUUAAAGCCAUGUUAUCUUAUUACUGCAACACAAUGAAUGAACAGCGGAUCAAUGGACUGCUGCCGGAGCCUCUGCAAAUAUUUCCAAGAGCCGGCAAGACCCCAGGGAUACGGAACAUACAUGGCCUCAAGGUGAACACGAGACCCAGCGCAGCACACGAGUGCUCCCAGGCCACCCCAGAGCCUGUGACCACGAGCAGCCUAAAGAAGUCUUCUGCAGAGCUGAAGAAGAUCCUGACCAAUGGACAGAUGAAUGCCCAGGAUAUCCACUGCCAGGAGCAGCUUGGCCAUGGGAAUGGAGGCACUGUGUACAAGGCAUACCAUGUUCUCGGCAAGAGAGUUUUGGCAGUCAAGGUCAUUCCACUGGACAUCACAGAGGAGCUGCAGAGACAGAUCAUGUCAGAGCUGGAGAUUCUCUACAAGUGUGACUCUCCUUACAUCAUUACAUUCUACACCGCCUUCUUUGUAGAGAACCGGAUAUCCAUAUGUACCGAAUUCAUGGAUGGUGGUUCGCUAGACGUAUAUAGAAAAAUUCCAGAGAAUGUUCUGGGGCGGAUCGCAGUGUCGGUCGUCAAAGGGCUGACCUAUCUGUGGAGCUUGAAGAUUCUUCACCGAGAUGUCAAGCCCUCCAAUAUGCUGGUCAACACUCGAGGACAAGUCAAGCUCUGCGACUUUGGAGUCAGCACGCAGUUGGUGAAUUCUAUUGCCAAAACGUACGUGGGGACAAAUGUCUACAUGGCGCCAGAGAGGUUAUCCGGGGAGCAGUACGGUAUUCAUGCAGAUGUCUGGAGUGUGGGAAUCUCUUUCAUGGAGCUGGCACUUGGCAUGUUCCCCUAUCCACAGAUUCAGAAGAACCAAGGCUCUUUAAUGCCUCUCCAGUUACUGCAAUGCAUCGUUGAUGAGGAUCCUCCGGUGCUGCCCGUGGACCAAUUCAGCGAGGAGUUUGUGCACUAUAUCACUCAGUGCAUGAGGCGAAACCCCAAAGAGCGUCCUGCCCCAAAUAAGCUCAUGGAUCACUCCUUCAUGGUGCAGUACAACGACGGCAGCACGGAGGUGGUGUCUAUGUGGGUGUGUGGCUGUCUGGAGCAGAGGACCACCCAGCAGGGCCAGGGACACAUGUGACCAGGGCCGGUGGGGAGGGGCUUACCUUCAAUCAAGCCCCAAAUAUGAACCUGUGCCUGGGCGGAGGGAUGGAUUGUUGUCAUGUAUAACUUCCAAAGGUAUACAACCACUGUAUAUUUAAAAUGUUGUCAUUUCAGAGAUGUAUCCAAAAUGAUGCUGUUGCUUUUCAAACAAAUGUUCCAACAAAAAACUGCCAUCUAUUUGCCUGUAUGUUUUUUGUGUGCCACAUUUCAUUACCUCGCCAAACUAAACUGUAUGCCAUUUUUAACCCAUUUAAUUAGCAUUGCUCCCUAAAUGUAGCCUCUGUCUUAACAUUCUCUAUACUCUGUAGUCCAAGCAGCUCUAGAAACCUGAUCUUCACCAAUGCGUCUGUAUGUGCAGAAGGUGGCUCCAGCCCUAACCACAAGCAUCUAUGUUUAAUGUAGUGGCAUCAGAACAAUCCUUAACAGCCAGUGGGAGUACAAAUUGACUGGCAUUGAUCCUCUUAUUAGAUCAUCCUCAUCCAUGCUCAUCUCUGUGCUCCCUCUCCCUGCUCUGCCUGGGGUUCAGUGUAAACCCGUCUGUUUGGAUCUGAGUCAUCAACCCUUCAUUUAAAACCCCUCAUUUGUUCAGGUUUUACAAGAUCUGAAGGCUAUUCUGAAGGCGUGUGCCUGGCCUUAGACAUCAUAGAAAAGGUCAAAUAAAAGUACCAGUAGUACUUUUAACAAACUCAGAUGACCCCCGGGAUAUCUUUAAAGUGACAAGAUAUUCUUAUCGUUAAACCUUGUUUUAAGCUCCAAAGUAUGUUUUGGUCCAUAACUUCCCUGUUCCUCCAACAUUAUUGCCAACUAUCUCUUAUACUGGUCUUAGUAAAUAGGGUUUAAUAUGUCUACUACAACUUGAACAGAUACUUAAUUGUGAUAAGUAUAUUUCGGUUGUAGAGAGUAUAAUAUUGCCUACAUGUAGUUCUAUGGAUACCAAAGUGUACAUUUGCAAGCCAAAGACAACAAAUGUUUAAUGAAUGUUUAAAUAUAUAAUGCCAUGAUACCAAUAUACCCAGAUAAUGUUAGGUAAGUAAAGAUAUAGCCUUUCUUCAACAUAUUUAGUGAAAUGUUUUUAUAUUUUGCCAAUUUAAUAUUUCAGACGGAAUUGCAUAGCAAUAGUGCAACACCUAAGGCUUGUAAACAUUUUGCAUGAAGAACUAUUGGUAGCCAUUUCUAGCACCAUCCUUCCAUGUUUUUCCGACAAGGCAACUGGUUUGACAUAGUGACAUCAAGUGGAAAUACAUGUACAGUAUGUAUUUAUUUUAUUUUUUAUACUGUUACAAGUGGCGGGGAUUGGUUCUCAAUCUGAAUUGUAGAAGCCAAUAUUGGUUUUGCUAGGCCACUACACUAGACACCUGAAACAACGUUCUGAAUCGAAGAAAUAAAGAGUUUGUUGUGUUUUAAACUGCAAUCGUCCUCGUAAAGGGACCUGAACGUGCCGGGCCACGGGACUGCAUGGACAUCUCCAUGAGAAACACUCCCCUAUUACGACCCUUAAGCACGUCCAUUGCCAUCUGGUUGAAUUGGCUUUCUACAUUUGAAUGUGAAACAUCAUUCUCAUUCAAAUGUAGAUGACCAGAUUGAUAUGAGUCUAUCUGGAUUUUGUUGAUCAUUGGUCACUUGCUCUGUGGAACAGUUAUAGGUUGAGUCUUCUCAUACUGUUAUUGUAGCCUUAUACAGAACAAAUUACAAGUACAGCAGAACUUGGUCAGCACCGAGCAGACUAGAAGUUCAUUGAUUAGCAGCAAGGGCUUCAAGUCAAACAUGUUUUCGUCUUGUUCAUUGGAUUAUAUGAGAUUGAGUGUCUGAAGCUUUGUUGUUUGAUUCCUGUGAAACUCUUGCCAACUUUAAGUUGGACUUGUGAUUGAUGUACAAAGCUUUUUCAUUAUUAAAAAACAUUGAAUGUU
This is a messenger RNA of Gadus macrocephalus (Pacific cod), 3583 nucleotides long. RefSeq names its product mitogen-activated protein kinase kinase 5 (gene map2k5). Gene Ontology annotation, molecular function: ATP binding; MAP kinase kinase activity; protein binding. The record is from RefSeq and is a predicted model, not a curated record. Lineage: Eukaryota; Metazoa; Chordata; Actinopteri; Gadiformes; Gadidae. The transcript is spliced from 22 exons. Gene Ontology annotation, biological process: MAPK cascade; protein phosphorylation. Bases 304 to 1653 code for a protein of 449 amino acids.